Ricinus communis (castor bean) is the source of this 3428-nucleotide messenger RNA. Its product is annotated as protein CHROMATIN REMODELING 19. The record is from RefSeq and is a predicted model, not a curated record. Gene Ontology annotation, cellular component: nucleus. The transcript is spliced from 12 exons. Lineage: Eukaryota; Viridiplantae; Streptophyta; Magnoliopsida; Malpighiales; Euphorbiaceae. Gene Ontology annotation, molecular function: ATP binding; DNA binding; chromatin binding. Bases 200 to 2509 code for a protein of 769 amino acids.
AUCGAGUCAAAUUCUACCCCGGGUUACUUUUCUUCGGUUUUGACUUUCCUUUUUCUCAAAAGGUACAAAUGGCGCUUCUUCUUUAAUUCUUCGAUUCUGUUGGUGUCUUCACUCCUUAACCCUUCUCUGUCUCUCUGCUCGAUAAUCCCUAGUACCACUACAGAACCUCAAUUCCAUCCCGUUUUAGUUUUAUUUUUAUAUGAGUAAUAAUGGAAGAAUGAAGCGCGUAUUCGACGAAAUCUCUGACGACGAGUGGGACAGCCACUCAUUUCAGCCUUCGCGCGUUCUUAAAACAACGUCGCUUCAGAAACACGAGCAGAAGAAAUCUGCUCCUCCUUCUAUAGAAUCCUUCGCAUUCAAUAAAAGAUGCGGAGACACUCUGAACUGCAGUUCCAGCAGCGAAGACGAUAGCAUCGAGAUUACUCCGCCUUUCACUUCAGGAGACAAAAUCGAGAAUUUAGAGGAUGAUGACGUGGAACUUGAUGAUGACGAUGCUGCUGCUUUUGAAGAGGGGGUCCCGAGGCAGAGUAAUCGUGGCCGUCGAUUUGUCGUUGAUGAUGACGAGGAGGAGGAGGAGGAGCAAGUGGAGAGUGAUAGGGAUUUUGCUGAGGUGUAUGAUUUAAAUACGACCGACGAGGAAGAGGAGAAGUUGGAGUUAGAAGAAGAUGACGUAGUUGGAAAAGCUUUACAAAAGUGCGCCAAAAUAUCGGCUGACUUGAAAAAGGAAUUGUACGGCUCUGCUGCCACCUCCUGCGAACGGUAUGCUGAGGUCGACGCUUCUUCAGUAAGGAUCGUCACUCAGAGUGAUAUUGCUGCAGCAUGUACAGUGGUGGAUUCAGAUUUCCAGCCUGUUCUCAAGCCAUACCAGUUAGUUGGUGUGAACUUUCUUCUUCUGCUCAACCGGAAGGGCAUUGCAGGAGCCAUAUUGGCGGACGAGAUGGGGCUUGGGAAGACUAUUCAGGCAAUUACAUAUUUAAUGUUGCUGAAACACUUGAAUGAUGAUCCUGGUCCGCAUUUAAUUGUUUGUCCAGCCUCUGUAUUGGAAAAUUGGGAAAGAGAACUCAAAAAGUGGUGUCCAUCAUUUUCUGUACUUCAGUAUCAUGGUGCUGCACGAGCUGCCUAUUCAAAAGAGUUGAACUCUUUAGCCAAAGCUGGGUUGCCACUUCCAUUUAAUGUGCUUCUUGUUUGUUAUUCACUCUUUGAGCGUCACAGUGCACAACAGAAAGAUGACCGUAAAAUUCUGAAACGCUGGCGAUGGAGUUGUGUUCUCAUGGAUGAGGCACAUGCUUUAAAGGAUAAGAACAGCUAUAGGUGGAAAAACCUGAUGUCAGUUGCAAGAAAUGCAAAGCAGCGUCUGAUGCUUACAGGAACGCCCCUACAGAAUGAUUUGCAUGAGCUUUGGUCCCUAUUGGAGUUUAUGAUGCCUGAUCUUUUUGCAACCGAGGAUGUUGACUUGAAAAAGCUACUAAAUGCAGAAGAUAGAGAUUUAAUUGUUCGUAUGAAGUCCAUACUGGGACCAUUCAUCUUGAGGCGUUUAAAAUCUGAUGUAAUGCAACAACUUGUUCCAAAGAUACAGCGGGUUGAAUAUGUUUCAAUGGAAAAGCAUCAGGAAGUUGCUUAUAAAGAAGCAAUUGAGGAAUAUCGCACAGCUUCACGUGAUCGUAUGGCAAAGCUGAAAGACAUCAACUUGAAUACCAUUUUUGAAUUUCUUCCUCGGCGGCAAGUCUCCAAUUAUUUUGUUCAGUUUCGCAAGAUAGCAAAUCAUCCAUUAUUGGUGAGGCGAAUUUACAGUGAUGAGGAUGUUGUUCGUUUUGCUAAGAUUUUACAUCCAAUCGGUGUUUUUGGCUUUGAAUGUACGUUGGACAGAGUUAUUGAGGAACUUAAGAGCUAUAAUGACUUUUCUAUUCAUCAGCUUUUACUUAAUUAUGGUGACAAGGAUGCUAAAGGAAUUCUUUCCGAAAAGCACAUCAUGCUAUCAGCAAAAUGUCGGGCACUAGCUGAACUUCUUCCUGAGUUGAGGAGGGAUGGACAUAAGGUUCUAAUUUUUAGCCAGUGGACUUCAAUGCUAGACAUCUUAGAAUGGACUUUGGAUGUUAUUGGACUGACAUAUAGAAGACUUGAUGGAAGUACUCCAGUGACAGAGAGGCAGACCAUAGUUGAUGCUUUCAACAAUGAUACUUCUAUAUUUGCUUGCUUAUUGUCCACUAGAGCUGGGGGGCAGGGUUUGAACUUGACUGGAGCUGAUACGGUUGUCAUCCAUGAUAUGGAUUUCAACCCACAGAUUGAUCGACAAGCAGAAGAUCGAUGUCAUCGCAUUGGCCAAACUAAGCCUGUCACCAUUUACAGGCUGGUGACCAAGGGUACAGUUGAUGAGAAUAUUUAUGAGAUUGCAAAACGGAAGCUUACUUUGGAUGCUGCUGUUCUUGAGUCUGGAGUGGAGGUAGAUGAUGCGGGCGACACUUCUGAGAAGACAAUGGGGGAGAUAUUAUCAUCACUUUUAAUGGGCUAAUAGUCUCUACUUGUCUGAUAGACUUGGCCACUCGGAAAUUUCUUUUCCUUUUACUUUGCUUUUUGGUAAUAUCUAUUGUUGUAUUAGUUAGGUGUAGUCUAGGCAGAAAGAGGGGAAAGGGGAAAAGAAGCAACAAAUGUGAAGAGAAAAAGAUCACUUACAAUUGAUGGUCUUUUUCUAUAAGGGUUUAGUUAGCCCUUAAAUUCAUAGUGGUAAAAGUCGUGAAAAAAUCAAUUAGACUUGAUUGAUCAAAUAUAGAUACAUGAGAGAUUAGGUUAACUUUUUUGUUGGGCUAUGUUAAGCACCUGGAUUAGAAGAUGGUUUUAUUUGACAAAUUCAUUCUCCUAAACAUUUGAGCCUACACCUUAGGUUAUAUCUUACGGGUUAAAGCUUUCUUCUGAGGGAGCUGUCCAGUGUAAGAAUAGUGUUUGUGGCUGGGCUUGAAAAAACAGAGAGAAAAAAGAACCCGCUGUAGAGUAUAUUCAUUUUGUCGUUGUUAUGCCACGAUUUGUUGAAACAACGUUGGGAAAACUUACUAAUGAAGUAGCAUUUAGACAAGCUGAAGUCAGUAACCCUGAAAAAUGUAUAUUUUUUUGAGCUAGAGAUCAUCGAGUUGUGUUGAGAAAAACGAAGCAAGUAGAUUAUGCACAUUCUUCUUUGUUAUCUAUGUUAGAACAUGUGAUCCUUUAGAGUUCCCAGAAUUGCUCAAAUUCAUUGUAGAGUUGGAUCCUGGCCUGGCUCACUUUGGUUCAACUUCAUUUGCACAUGUACCUGUGAUAUAGGAACUAAUCUGUAGCCACUUAAAGUGAAACCUUGGUUCUUGUAUCGCUCGAUCACUGCUAUGAUUAACUUUUAUCGAACCAGUUGUUAGAUUAAGAGGUUUUAUUUAUUUAUUUAAUUUUUCUUUGGUUAGGCUUAA